Giardia duodenalis is the source of this 753-nucleotide messenger RNA. RefSeq names its product Ribosomal large subunit pseudouridine synthase D. Gene Ontology annotation, molecular function: pseudouridine synthase activity; RNA binding. Bases 1 to 753 code for a protein of 250 amino acids. NCBI's taxonomy places the organism in Eukaryota, Fornicata, Diplomonadida, Hexamitidae. The record is from RefSeq and is a predicted model, not a curated record. Gene Ontology annotation, biological process: pseudouridine synthesis. The transcript has a single exon.
AUGGUCUCCGUUGUUUUUGAAAACGACGACUACACAGUUAUCAACAAGCCCCCAAAUCUUCAUAUAGAUGGGGACUACCCCCAGACUGUCCGCUCGUGGUAUCUGGCGACCAGAGGGAGAGCGCCUCGCUUUGUCAACCAACUCGACUAUCCUACCUCGGGGCUUAUGGUUAUAGCGUCGAGUAGAAAGGCUGCUGGAUUUGCCGGCCGCGAGUUUCAAGCACGAGCCGUCGCAAAGACGUACGUCGCCUUAGUAGUUGGUGAUGUCGCCAGCCAAACAAUCUCGGCCCCAAUAGCAGAUGAUGCGGCUGAUCCUCGGCAGUUUUGCAUGUGCAUUAGUGAAACGGGAAAACAUUCAGAGACACACGUGGAGCGGAUUGCGGCUAUCCCCGAAGACUUGCGUGAGCUCAGCCCUUCACUGCCACAAGGCCUUUAUACGCUCGUUGUUCUUCGCCCUGUCACAGGCAGGAGACACCAGCUUCGGCUUCAUUUGGCGCAUAUUGGUCACCCCAUCGUCGGGGAUCAGCUCUAUGGAGGCGGACUGACGGAUACCAAUCAAUGUGGUGAAGAAGAACGCCUCUGCCUUCAUGCCCUUAUGCUCUCCAUUCCAAAUCUAUCGGGACUACCUCUUUUAGAGGCACCUCUGGAGUUUCCAAGUGAUUUACUUGCGAUAGUGUUCAAUAAAUAUAAGCAUACAAUUGAGAGCAUGCCUGUACGUGUCAGUACCCCUUGUACUGACCUUCCCUCAAGCUAG